Molecule: messenger RNA, 1916 nt
Organism: Monomorium pharaonis (pharaoh ant)
Lineage: Eukaryota; Metazoa; Arthropoda; Insecta; Hymenoptera; Formicidae
Product: ankyrin repeat domain-containing protein 39
Exons: 3
Coding region: 967-1500 (177 amino acids)
Molecular function (GO): protein binding
Source: RefSeq, a predicted model, not a curated record
ACAUCUUUCCUUAAAAUUUUUUAUAUGUAAAUUUUUAAAACAUUCUAAGAUUUCUAAGAUUUGGUGGACAAAUUUUUAAAAUUGGCGCGGCACAAAUUGUGUUACACGAUGCAGCCAAUCAGAACUCAAUGCCACUCUCCCUCACGUUCGUAAUUCUACGUUACGUUGCGCGUCUAGUUGUCUCUUGUGUUCAAUGUACGAUUAGCGAGUACUGCGUAUUUUUGUUGUCUCUGUGUUCGUUCCUGUUGCGAAUCCGAAUCGUCCGAAUACGAUACGAGCGUGUAAAAAGGUAAAAUAGUUAUUUAGAUAAAAAAGAAAAGACGGAAAGUAGGAAAGUUUGACGUAGCUGAUAUCACACACGUGACCGACCAUUCGAAUAUUGUAUCGCAGAAAAGGGCGUGUAACUUCAUAAGCCGUUUGAACCUCUUCGGAACUCUCUUCGUUCCUCUUGGUACUUCUUACUGAUGCGUAUACUUAGCUAGCUGAUCAAAUUUAAUAUAGAGUUUUUAAUAGUCACAUGUGUACAUCAUGGAGCAUUCUCACGAUCACAAAACGUGUUGUGAAUCGGGCGUUCCACGGUACAAUGUCUGUCAGACUAUAGACGAAAUCAGUUUUGAACGUGGGAUUUGGACAGCAGAGGAUAUAAUUCAUGAAAUUGGUAUAUAAAUUAGGAGUUUUUGAAUUAUUGUAGUUUACUAAGGAUUUCUACGUAAUAUUUAUAGAUUCUUGAAAAUGUUAUUUUAAUACGAAAAAGUUAUUUAAUUGUUACAGUAAUUAAUUAGAACUUUAUUUUACUUUUGCAUUAUUAAUAAACAUUUCUUACUACAUAAAAAUUUAUUUUGUCUCGCUUUUUUUUUCUACAGUUUUUCUUUAAUUAAAGAAAAAUCGAUUCGAAAUUUCGUCAGGAGCGAUGUGGCGUGUCUGAUUUCCACCUGAGAGGGCAAGUUUUGUCGGAAGCUUCGAUUUAUGCUUUCCUCUCUGCGUUCCCUCGCAUGGGGCUUUUACGCGGGUUUUCAUUUUCCAGCGCUCGAAGGUGACGUGGACCGUGUCAAUAGGCUGCUGCAAAAGGGCGUCUUCGUCGACGCGGUGGACUCGGCCGGCUACACGGCGCUGCAUUACGCAACGCGGCGCGGUCAUGUCCGCGUGUGCGAGCUUCUACUGGAGCACGGCGCGAAGGUGGACGCGCGCACCCGCAGCAUGGGAGCGACGCCUCUGCACCGCGCGGCCUGUAUGGGCAACGUCGAAGUCGUCGAUUUGUUGCUGCGCCACGGCGCGGCGCCCAACCUGACGGACGCGGACGGCAGGACUGCCCUGCACCGGGUGAUUCCAAUGGCCGGCUCCGUCGGGGGCGCCGAGACCGCUAGAAGACUGCUAUCGAUCACCGAUCGCGGCAUCAGAGACAACCACGGGGAGACGGUUGAUGACGCGUUCGAGCGUUGGAAAACUACGGAGAGUGAUAGCGAAAAAGUAGAGGCGGUGAAGAGAUUGUUUUACGCGUAGUGGGAAUCAGUGGAAGAUGUGUGAAAGUACACUGACAUAAAAGAUUAAAUUGUACUUUUACAAUCCCCUCUACGAGUAACCUUUUUCAAAUGUCACAAAAAACAAUUGUUUCACGUUAUUUGGAUUUUGAUUCAAGAUGCCAAAAGAUUUUUCAGGCAAAAAAUGAUUGCUGAUACGAUGUCUAAUUUCUAAUACGAAUAUUUCCCUAAAAAAGGUUUUAAAUAAAAAAUGCAUUUUGAUAUUCCCUCAUUAUUAUGAAACUAAAAAUAUCAUGUAUAAGCGCUACGAUUAGCAAUCGGUAAUUAUUUUUCGUAAAAAAUCUUUUUACAUCUUAAUCCCCAGAUAGCACAAAAUAUUUAUGAAAUAUUUAUAAGAAGGAAAAAUAUUUAUGAUAAAUAUUUUGUACAUAUUUUUAU